This is a messenger RNA of Pelecanus crispus (Dalmatian pelican), 1929 nucleotides long. The record is from RefSeq and is a predicted model, not a curated record. NCBI's taxonomy places the organism in Eukaryota, Metazoa, Chordata, Aves, Pelecaniformes, Pelecanidae.
AGGGAACAGUCUCUCUGAUGUUCUUCAGCUGUUGGAGGUUGAUCUAUUUUCUUGCCUCUUCGUAAUGAAUUAUUGGAACCCACAUGACAAAUGAGUAAAUUUCUCCAGUCUCAGCUGGAAGUCUGAAAAGAUGCAGCGAAGACGGAGUUCUAAGACCCCAAAGCAGCCUCUGCAAGUUCUUCACCAUAAAACUCAAACAGAUCUCUCUGCAUGGCGAAAAGGAGGGAGAAUUGACCCUGAAAAAAGUGUGCAGAAUCAUCAGUCUCUUAAUGAUCAGAAAAAUGACAGCAAGCAAGACUCCCUUGAGGAAGCUUUGAGCUACUUUGAGACAGUUCAAGACCGUGUUUCACUGAAAAAGAACAGUGUUCUACAGAAACACUUGACUACUGUGGAGAGCAUUGCCCUGCAAAGAGGGUUACCCCCUGAAGGAUUUGAUGUAUUGCUAAAUGUGGCACUCAGUGGCAAACUUGCUGAUACAGUGAAUACUCGUUUACUGAAGAGCCUGGUUCCAGCCUCAGUAAUACCAGAAACUUCUGUGGUUUCAUCUGUAUCUUGGCUCUGUGUCAGCAAAUGCUCAGGCAACAUCCAGCUACUUUUUUUAAGGUGGCUGAUCACAAUGUUUGACUUCAUUGAUCACAAGGAACAACUUCAUGCCCUCUAUGGUUUCUUCUUUUCCUUCCUGCAAGAUGAGAAGAUGUGCCCCUAUGUCUGCCACCUGCUCUACCUGCUGACCAGGAAAGAAAGUGUCAAGCCUUUUCGGAUUAGGAGACUGAUUGACCUCCAAGCAAAAAUGGGAAUGCAGUCUCAUCUGCAGGCUCUGCUAUCACUUUACAAACUCUUCUGUCCUGAGCUGGUAACCAUAACACUUCCUGGGAAAAUGAAGACUUACUUCAAGAAUUCGGAGGGCCCAUGGAAAGCAGCAAUUAACACAGUAAGGCGAAGAAACCAGAACUCUCCAGUGUCUCAGCCACUGUUUUUAGGCACAGCUCAACCUCAGUCACGAAAAAGGAAGUGGAAUACCCAGUUGAUUAUACCUGUAAGGAGUAAAACCAAAAAUAAUUUAGAAGAGGACAGGGAAAAGAACCGUAUUGAUUUGUACAGUACAAAUGAGUCUUUUCCAGUGGAGCAGCUGCAGACUUUUUCUCAGCUCCUACAAAAUAUUCACCAUCUAGAGUUUCCUUCCCAGAUGGGUUCAGUCCUAACAAACCCUUUAUUGCUUCACUACAUGAAUUGCAUCAAAGAUGAAUCUAUUUACCUGAGGCUCUACUAUUGGAUGGGCCAGACUCUUCAGGAAGAAUGCACCUGGUGUGUGGCUGAUAAUAACCAGUAUGAAGAAGAAUUCAAGGACUUCCUGGAAACUGUCUACAAGACAGAGUGUUUCUUGCAGGAGGGAUUUUCUUCCUGUGAAGAGUUCCUGUAUAAGAGCCUUCCUCUCUGGGAUGGCUUCUGUUGUCGAUCACAAAUACUCAGACUUGUGAGCUGGAUCCCCCUCAGCAACUUCUCUGAAAUGAAGUCACAUCUCUAUGAUCCCCUGGCACAGCUCUUUUUCACAUCGUCCCUUUACUUUAAGUGCAGUGUUCUUGAGAGCCUGAAAGAGCUGUUGCUGAACUGGUUAAAUUGGCACGUGAUUCAUCUGGAUUCAGAGUCUGACUCUCAAGUCCAUUCUUUGAAUACCACCCUGUCUGGACUAGUGAAUGUGGUGGCUGAACUGAUCCACUUUGUUGGGUGGAUCUCUACUGUUGCAUUGCGUUUGGAAAACAAUCCUACUUUCUUGCUGUACUUCAUCCUGGAUUUCUAUGAGACUGUGUGUGACAUGUAUCUGAGGUACAAUCUGCCUUUGCUGAUAAUGCCUCCUGCUGGAGUAUUCUACCCAGCGCUUCUCAGCAUGGAUUCUGUGAGCUUGAAUCAGCUUUGCUACAUUAUGUACAG